This is a messenger RNA of Gavia stellata (red-throated loon), 401 nucleotides long. RefSeq names its product WD repeat domain 83 opposite strand (gene WDR83OS). The coding region runs from base 1 to 306 and encodes 101 amino acids. Lineage: Eukaryota; Metazoa; Chordata; Aves; Gaviiformes; Gaviidae. The transcript is spliced from 4 exons. Gene Ontology annotation, molecular function: protein folding chaperone. Gene Ontology annotation, biological process: protein insertion into ER membrane. Gene Ontology annotation, cellular component: endoplasmic reticulum membrane. The record is from RefSeq and is a predicted model, not a curated record.
AUGGCGGACCCGCGGCGGCCGGCGCGGGUGGCCAGGUACAAGCCGCCGGCCACCGAGACCAACCCGGCGCUGGAGGACCCCACGCCCGACUACAUGAACCUGCUGGGGAUGGUCUUCAGCAUGUGCGGGCUCAUGCUCAAGCUGAAGUGGUGUGCCUGGAUCGCCGUCUACUGCUCUUUCAUCAGCUUCGCCAACUCCCGCAGCUCGGAGGACACCAAGCAGAUGAUGAGCAGCUUCAUGCUCUCCAUCUCGGCCGUGGUGAUGUCCUACCUGCAGAACCCCCAGCCCAUGUCCCCCCCCUGGUGACGGCCGGCGUCGUUCCCUGGGGAGAGAGCGCUUGCCGCAGGGGAGGCGACGGGUUAUGUCGGGGCCGGGACAAUAAAAGGGGGUGCUGGGGCAGA